UGGGCAAGACUACAACACCCAAGAGGUUUAGCGGCAUGGAUCUAGUGUUUUUUGCAAGUGUAAACUGUGACAAGUUUCCUUAGCUGGUUAAUAUCCGUUGGUUGCAGCUUUUGGGCAUGCGCUGUGGAGAGCAGGAAGCUCUGUGUGGAUGAUGCAGAAAAGAUGCCUCCAAGGGAAGCUUUGCCAGCUGUGCAGGAGGCUCUGAAGAAGGCUUUCCAUGUGGUAGAGCACCAGCACGGCCUCUGGAAGAGUACUCUGAGUGACUGCUCACCUCUCCUGGCUUCCCUCAGCAACCUGGCAGAGCAGCUCCAGGCCAGUCAGAAUGUGCGGCUGGAGGACACCCCGCUUCGGGCUUUCCCUGACCUGAAAGAUCGCCUGAGAAGAAAACUGCUGGCUGCUGGGGAUGCCAUCUUGGACCAAUUGGGGGAGAAGCUAACCAGCCUCCUCCAGGUGCGAGACACAGUCAGCAGCCACGUGGAGCAAGUGUUUGAGCUGUAUGAGCAGAAAGCAGAUGAACUAGGCCUGGAUGCAGUCUUACAGCCUUCGGCUGUGAGCCCCUCAUUGGCUGAUAUGUUGGCAUGGUUACAGGACAUUGACAGACAUUAUCGAAAUGCAUACCUGGCGAGGAAGCAGCUGGUGGCCCAGAUCCGCUGGGGAGACGUGCGCCACGUGCAGACUCUGCCGCCAGCCUGGGAUGGGAUGUCGGAGAACGGGCAGGACCUCGUGCCAGAUAUCCUGCUGAAUGUAUCGUUUUUCCUGGCGACCUAAAGAAGCUGUUUUUAUCCACAAACCAGAGCGGCCCCAGCUCCCGUCCAUCUUGGCUUCUCCUGACACUUCAGCGCGGGUGUGGACACGGCCGUGUGGAAGUCCGAUUUCUCGUUAUCUCGUGGAAUGUUGGGGCUCUGUGUGUCCGAGGCCAACCAACGUCCAUGCAAUAGCGUUUACAUGCAGACGGUCGCCUGAAGCCCAGGAAGGGGCCCCAGACUGGUGGUGACGAAGAAGGGGUCAGAGCCGUGCCCAGGAUGUCGGAGGGGCUGGAGGAACCCAUGAAGAGGAGCCGGGACGGAGACGGGCCAACGGCCGGAGCAUUUUCCCCGUGGCUCUGCCUUUUACCGUUACCUUCCAGAAAUUUAAGAAAAUGCUUUCACAAAAACGCUUCAUGCUUCAAAUUCUGCUCUCUGUUUAAUCCUUACUUUCUGUCCUAGGACCGAAAGGCAAAGGCUAGGUGGAUGGGGUUAAUGACAUGCCCAGGGUCACACAGCCGGGAAGCCUUUGAGGCCAGCCUUAGACCAGGACCGCCCCACGUCUUGCCUCUAACCCCCGGGGUCCCUAGCGGACCCCCAAAUUCUCUUCUUGCUAGGGCUUGGGAGCAGAAACAAAAAUGACAAAACUCAGCCCUAGUGGGCUUAGGGAAAUAAGCGUGCACCUGUUUUGCCAGCCGAAUCGCCCUUGUGGAGCAGGCUGGCCGCGCGGCCCGAGGUCUAGCUGUGCUCCGCCCUCCGUUCCUAAUCUUUGACCUCAUAUUUCACUUUCUGCCUGGAACUUCGAAAACGUCAAGACUGGAAAUGUCCCAACAGUGGAAGAACUUCUGUUACUGUAAUCCAAACCUCUACUUCAGGGAAGAGCUAUAAAUAGGAAGACUGGUAAAUAUGAAGGCAACAGGAAAAGACAAAACGAUGAGAAGUGAGGGGGAACAAUCUGGAAUAAAGCAAGCCUUUGGUUAGCAUCUUCCCCUUUGAACUCUUCACAUUUAGAAACCGAUCACAAGAGGAUUUCUAGCUGUGUGACCCUGGACAAGUCACUUACCCCAAUUGGGUAGCUCUUACUGCUCUUCUUCCUUAGGACCCAUACUUGUGUCCAUUCUAAGAUGCAAGGUUAGGUGGUUUGGGUUUUGUUUUGUUUUCUUUUCUUUUUAAACAAAAGAAGGCCAAAAAACCAAGAGGAAGAAAUUUAGUAUGUGGGCUCUGAGUAUAUAAAGGGUAAUAAAGUAUAUACACAAGCCUAGGGGUAAAUGCAAGAAAACAAAUGGCAGGGACAGAGACCAGAGGUGUGGAUUUUUGUUAGAGAAAUCUGAAUAUUGAGGUCAUUGUAAGACUGAGACCCGCCGGUCCUGAUUUCUUUGAUGUUCCCCAAGUUGUUUCCAAACAGGGCCACAAGGGGGUGGCAGAGUGGCAGAAAUGACUUCUGGACGUCUUCUUUUUUGAGGAUUUUUGUAGAUUUCCUCAACUAGAAAGAAAACUAGGGAUCGCCUAGUCCAAACCCACCCUUUACAGAGGAGGGAGGAGACAUUGAAGAAGGGAAGAGACUUGAUGUAGGCGAUACUUUAUUAUUAUUACUUUUAAUCCUUGCCUUUUGUCUUAGUAUCAAUUCUUUGUUGUUGUUGUUGUUUUGUUUUUUAACCCUUACCUUCUGUCUUAGAAUCAGUACUAUGUAUUGGUUCCAAGGCCGAAGAGCAGUAAGGGCUAAGCAAUGGGGGUUAAGUGACUUGUCCAGGGUCACACAGCUAGGAAGGACAGAUUUGAACCCAGGACCUCCAGACUCCAGGCCUGGGGCUCUGUCCACUUAGUUGCCUUCAUAUACUUUGCCAGUGGCAGAAUGGAAAACUCCGAAGUGUGCUAGUUGGCUCCCAGGCCAGAGCUUCCCCUCUGCUUCUCUGUGGUCCUGUGUUCUGAUGGGCUGACAAGUACUCACUAUAGAGAUCCUCAAGCAGGACUGUGUCGUCUCCUGACUGACUGGUGGGAGGAGGAGGAAAGGAGAGGAGAUGAAAUUGUCUCCUCAGGUGGUCCCUGGCGAGAUGGAUAACCCAGACCUUUUCAGCCUCUUCCCUCCCCUACCAUGCGGCUCCUUCCAGGCUGGACCUGUUCUGGCUCUGGCUGUUGUUUGGAAUCAAUAAACGCUUUUAAUGGUU
This is a messenger RNA of Monodelphis domestica (gray short-tailed opossum), 2908 nucleotides long. RefSeq names its product AFG2 interacting ribosome maturation factor (gene AIRIM). The record is from RefSeq and is a predicted model, not a curated record. NCBI's taxonomy places the organism in Eukaryota, Metazoa, Chordata, Mammalia, Didelphimorphia, Didelphidae. Gene Ontology annotation, cellular component: nucleus; cytoplasm.